AGCGAAAAAAGAGGAAUUGAGUGUAGAAGUGAACUCGGAAAUAUUAAAUGAUCAAUGAAUUCAAUGUCUUAAUUUUUAAAUAUGACUAUGAAUAAUGGCUAGAGAUUUUCAGGCAGGAGCACACGAUUCAGUGCUCAAUGUUAUUUCUCUUUCACCCAAUGACGAUCCUGAUUCGUUUGUAGGUAAGUUGAGUCUCGGUAAGCUUUCACUUUCACUUUCUUCAACUUCAAUCAAGACAAGUAAUGACAAGUUGAUUCGGCUGAUUCGGGUUCGGCUUCGCCUUCGGCUUGUUUGAAAUGAAAAUGGUUUUGUUUGUACUAGUACUAGUACUAUUUAACAUAACUAGUACAAUUAGUAUAACUAGUACUAGUAACACUAGUAUCAAUGACUCCAAUGAGAGCGGUCGUGGUUAGGUUAGUUGUGUCGUACUAUAAUAUGAUACUACUUACUACAUGGACUAUGACUGUCACUAUGGCAUGAACUAUCAAUCAGUCAAUGGCAAGGAUGAAUAGAAAGGGGGACAAGAAACAUCUUUUAUCUGACUCCUGUUUCCACUUUAAAUUCAUCUGUGAGUCUACCUUCAUGUACCACCCUGCAUGACAUUUCUUCAUAAGAACUCUGCAUGCUCCUGACCAGUUGUCCUGGUAACCCAUAAUGCCAGAGAAUUUGCCACAAGUUUGUCGGUCCAUGUUAUCUAAUGCCUUUUCGUACUCUAUGAAAUUUAGAUAUAGGCAUAGGGGAGAGUUGCAUUUGAUGGACUUUUCUACAAUGAUUCGUAGUGUUGCAAUUCGAUCUGUGCAUGAUGUUUCUAAAGAAGACAGCCUGUUGAUCUUGUAGAUGGUUCUUCAUUCUGUUCAAAAUAUUUCUGUUAAAGACCUUUCCUGGAACAGACAGCAAUGUAUUUCCUCUGUAUUUCCUCUGUAGUUUAUGCAGUUCCUGAGAUCCCCUUUCUUUGGUAUCUUAACAUGGUAUCAUUCUUUACAAUUAUUUGGAACUCUCUCUUCUUCUCAUAUUUUUUCAGACUAAUUGUAUUAUAUCCGCUCUCAUCAUCUCUGUUUUGAUGUUGUCAGGUUCAGAUGCUUUCCCUAUUUUGAGCUGUUUGAUAACCAGGUCUAUUUCUUACUUAUUUGGGGCACUGUGCAAUAUUUGUAAAUCUUCAUUUGCUGGUUGUAUAUCUGUAUGAAGUAUUCCACCCAACUUCUUUGUUGUUCUUUUUGUUAUUGAUAUACCUUCCUUGUCUUUAACUGGUCUCUCUGGCAGGUUGUAUCUUCCUGAGAGCUUUCUAGUUAUAUCAUAGAGCUCUUCCAUUUUUACCUCUAUGGCUGCUUUUUCUGCUGUUGACGCUAGACCAUCUUUUUAAGCACUUUUAUCCAUUUUAUGCUGUUCUUUACCCUUCGAUUUGCUUCUUUAUAUUUCUUUUGUGCUUUUGUUUUCACUGCAAUGGUGCAGCUGUUGUUAACUGCACACUUUAUUUCUUUCCUCUAGUUUAUUUUAUGCAAUGUGUUGAGUGAGAGCCAAUCUUUGAGUUUUUGCUUCGUCCCCACUUUCGUCCCGACCAGACAACUCCCUUGACAGUGGGAGGAUGUAACGCAACACCUUCCCCCUGGAGAGGAAGGAAAGCCGUUCUGACCCAAAGACAAUGGACCGCGAACGCUUUAAGCGAAGCGUUUUCAGUCGACCGGAAGUCUGCCAGUCUUUGGCCGUUUUCAUUUCUCUCUCCUAUACCAUGGUGCCCCAUAAGUUAUGCUAAGUUGGCUUUCUUGAUAAUUUCUCGAUUAGUUAGAAAACCCAUACCAGUGUUAUUGUUAAUUUUGCACUGUACAAUAGACAUGUGACAUAGCACUUAUAAUGAAAAGUAUAAAAGACAUAUCAAAAUCCUUUAUUGAAUUAGAAGACGCAUCUUUACAAGCAGGGCUGGAAGUUAACAACCAAAAAACAAAAUACAUGUCCAUGAUAAGAGAGGAACAAACAGAUGAAACAAUUAAAAUUAGAAACCAAACUUUUGAAAACGUAAAUCAAUUCAAAUACCUAGGAUCUUUGUUAAAUGAAAGAAACGAAUUACUAACAGAAAUAAAAGAAAGAAUAUCAGCCGGAAACAGGGCAUACUUCAGUAGCCAGAAAAUACUCAAAAGUAAGAACAUUACAAGAGAAACAAAGAAAACUAUUUAUAAAAUUGUGAUCAGACCAGUUGUAACAUAUGCAAGUGAAACUUGGACCCUAACAAAAACAGCAGAAAACCUAUUCAACACAUGGGAGAGGAAAGUUCUCAGGAAAAUAUAUGGGCCAACAAAGGAUGAAUAUGGAUGGAGAAUACGAACCAACCAGGAAUUAUACAGUCUAUAUCAGGAUCCCACGACAGUGGCAGAAAUAAAAAGAGGCAGGCUACGCUGGGCAGGACACCUAGAGAGAAUGCCAAAUGACAGAGGAACAAAGAGGGUACAUCACCAAUACCCCAGAGGAAAAAGGCUCAAAGGCAGACCUAGGCUUAGGUGGAUAGAUGAUGUAGAAAAAGAUCUACAGCAGCUGAAAGUCCAAGCAUGGAAAAGAAAGGCAUUAGUUAGGUCUGAGUGGAAGGAAGUGGUGAGGCAGGCCAAAGCCCUACAUGGGCUGUAGCGCCACAGGGAUGGAUGGACAAUAGACAUGAUUGGAUUGAAAUUUGUAAAUAAGAUUUCUCCCCUGGUAACUUUAUCCGCUUAUUUAUCUACUAUGGGACUGAGAAUAAAAAUGUCUUAAUUAAUAGAGGUAAAAUUUCCUUUCUGGCCUUAAAGUUUCCUUAAUGCAUAUUUGUUUUAAAAUGUUCUUUAAUGUCAUAAGAGCCUGAAGCAAGCACUUAAUUUUUUUUUGCAAAGGGAAUGCACUAAUCCAAUUGAUAAGUAUUGAUAUUUCCAGGGUACUCUUCAGACACUAAUCACUUACUAAGAAACUUCACCAGCUCGAGUCUUAAUUCCAACUUUCUUUUUAAAAAAUCAGCCUAAAGCUAGAAGUUUCCACCUGGAAAAUAACAUAAUAAAUAAAAAAGAAUAUUAAUAUACAAUUCUCAGUGAUUUCGGCACUAAAUAACACAUACUUAUAAAAUGAAGAAGAUUGCACCGGGGAACUCGCUUUUAGUAUUAGAAAGGGUUAAGAUGUUAAGUUAAGCCAUGCCAUAAAAAUUAAUAUGAUUUAAACCGUACAGGUUGGCGUGUAUGACUACAUGCCUAAAAAUUGUAAAUCUUAAUUACCAGUCCAUACUUAUUCUUUUAUUUGCAAUAUUUUUAUUCAUUUUACAGCUUAUAAUUACAUAUUUUUAUGCUUUGAGAUUUUAGAUAGAAGAUGUUCAUAUAUUUUCAGCUUUCACAUGGUGAUAGUAUGAGCAAAUAAUAUUAUAAUGAAAAUCAUAAUUAGUAUUUUUUUCCCCAGAAAUAUGGUACCAAGUAUUUCUCUGGGCCCUGUUUUCUUCUCUGUUUGUUCACAUUGUGGCAGCUCUUAUCGCAUUCCUGAGAUUACGAAAGCAUCGCAUAGGUCGCUGGAUUCCUUUAGCCAUAAUUGCAAUGGGGGUUCUAUCCCCUUUAACUGGAGGUGUUGUCAGCAGUAAGUUAUUCAUUUCAAUGUUUUUAACUUUAGAGUAAAUUAGAGACUUAGGUGUUUUUUUAGAGUAUCCUGUAUGCAGGACUGGUAUUUGGUUCAGGCAAAGCAGGCAACACUAAACUGCCUGGAUGUCCAAAUUCUAGGGACAUCGUUUUGAUCCCAAUUGUUUAAACAAAAAAAAAUCACAAAAAAAAAAGUAUUAUACAAAUACCAGUAAAUAUAACUCAGUGAUAGCCUGAUAAAUGCCAUCAUUACUUCAGUGAUUUAAUUUAAUAUAAACAUAUGCUCUCAAUUAUGAACUAUUUCUAAAGCUCUGUUUUGAAAACAUUCCAUAUUUUGAACAAUAGCUGGUUAAUGAUAAAGCUUAUUUCCUUUAAAAGACAAGUACAAUAUAGGGUGGUUAACAACAUAAAGUGAAAAAUAGACAAUAAUAAAAUUCAAACAUGCUUUAAUUUUCCUUUUCAUGCAAGUGAUACCUGAGCAAAAUGUCAGCUAAAAUGCAAUUCAUUAAUACUGUCUCAGAGUCCUCUCCAAUUAGCACUAUUUUCUUUUAAAAAAAGUGCUUUUCCCUAUUCAAAAGAGGAUUAGGUUUUAGGAGUUCUUAAUGUUGCUAGAGCAUCAGGAGAAAAUAAGUCAGUCCGUAUCAAGUGGGAACUUCAGAAUAAAGUGUUCUGUAAUGUCAUUUGCAACAACAGCUGCCAACACAGAACAGCUGAAUGGUGCUUAUAUUUUUUACUGAUUAAAUUUAAACUGAACAAUAUUUUACGAUGUUUGCCAUGCAGACAUCAUGCUCUAGAAGUUCUUUGUGGAGAUAUAUCAAAUCCUUAUUUGGUUUAACAUAAGCAUCCAAUCUAUUGAUUUUUAGGAGAUUUCAAGAACCAUAUAGAAACAAAUCAAAUUAUGAUACAUGUGAACAUAUUAGGCAAAAACUAAAUGGAAAUAUUGGUGCUUAAAAAUCAGGCAAUUGAUUUUGUAUUAGUAGUUGUGCAAAAUGAGUAUAAUAUUAACAAUACUAUAUCCCAAGAUUACUGUCUUGAGCUGUUAGAGCUUACACUUUUCUUAGCAAAAGAACCCCAACAUGGAAUACGGUUUUGUGCUCCUGGUGCCCACCACCAUGCUGAUUGGAUGUCAAAGCUGCUGUAUGUGCUGAAAGUUUACAUAUUUCAAAACCAAUUUUCAAACAAAAAACAUGGAGAAGUCUUGUCUGGAAUUAAGUUUCUUCAUAGCACUAAUAUAUUUUCAGCACCGGAUGACAUGUCCAGAUUCUUCUGAUGCUCCUUUUAAUAAUCUCAAUUUUAUAUUAUCACUGCAACAUUACCAGUUAUUGUUAAUACUAGUACACUUCAAAUGCUGUUUCCAGAUCCUGAUCAAAUGCAAUUGGUUGUUAUUUAUGGUACUUGAGUUAGGAAUGGGUGCUGUUAGCCUUUUCUUUGAGUAGACCUUGAAACAAAGCAAGAAAUGGUGUUACAUUUCACCAGAACUGCUUCCAAUGAAGAUGUUAAACGAUCAACACAAUAUACUGGCAAUGAUUAUACAAAGAACAAAACAUUAGAUAUGUUUGCUGGUCCAUCCUCUUCUCUCUUCUUCUAAAUUUUUAAUCUUGGAUACCACCUUCCUACAUGAAGACAUUUGUACCAGGAACAAAAUCAGCCCUUAAUGUACAAGCCAAGACAGUUGCUUGAUCACUCACAUUUUUAAAUGACAGUGCAGAGAUAGAGGAAUAGCACCUGCAACUACUUUCAGCACUUCCAUAACCAAGAAUGGGGAUUAGAAACAAUGUUUCCUUCAGUUUGUUGCAGCCACCAAAGAUGUUAUCUAUAAGUACUAAAACAUACCAAAUCAGUAAUUAAAUCUGUAUAUUUGCAGCAAUAUUGUCAUUAACAUUGCAUACAUUUCUGAGAUGACUAGUUUUUUGAAACAUACUUUUAAAUGGGCUACAUCAUAUAAAACAUUAAGUCCUCUAAGCAGUAUCGGCAGUCAGACUUUUUGAUUUGAAAUUUGUGUUAAUUUUUCACUAAAUGGUAUUUUAAAAAAAAUGUGGUGCACUCUUGUUAUCAUUUCCUUCUGUAGUAUUAUUAUUCCCUAAUGGACAACCAACCCCUUAUCCUGCUGUAUCCCUUCAAAAGAUUCCGAUGUCUCAUUUUUUUUAUGGACAUCCUCAAAUUCUUACUGCUGCAAGUCAUUUUAAGUCAAAUUUGAUGAAUUAUUGUAAAUUUGCAGACAUUUGGCAACCCUACUUUGUAGAUAAGUGGUUAUUUCCAACUGCUCUUAGUCCCACCUCAGCCCUGGGGCAGCCGAAAAUUUUGCUCCCCUUCCCUUUGUUUUCCCAUGAAAAAGACUCUGCAGUUGACCGAAAAAUCCCCCUCCAUAUAAAGAAAAAAGUGUUGCCCAGACAGACUACCUCCACCGCCCCCAACCCCCUUUUACACAACUGAUAUUUGUACGGGAAGUUUGUUAAUAUUUGUUUUUCUGUAUUUCUUUCUCUGUUGUUCAGGUGCAGCCAUUGCUGGAGUAUACAGAGCCUCAAACGUUGCAAUGAUGCCAUUCUAUGCACUGGUAUGGGGUGUGGGACAGACACUCAUAGUCAUCAUUAUAUCUUUCAUGAGGAUCCUGGCAACAUUGUGACCUGAAGUGUGUUUGUGUUAGUUCAACCUAAGACAUACUCAUACAUGCCCGAUGCUCAUGAACACAUUGAUAGUAAUGGGGAAGCAGAUGGUAAUCUACUUACACCAACUUCAGACUUGUGUGUCUUUCAAUGUAUAGAAUUCUGCUCUUCUGGAAAAAAAAAAAAGAGUUAGAGAAUUUUUGGAGACACUGCGAGAGAACUGUCGAGGACAGUAUUAUCAUUUAAAAAAUGUGGUAAACAAACCAGCAAUCACUAGCAGUUUCAUGAAAACCCUCAUCACCUGUGUACCGUAUUACAGGUGGGUAAUGUUCUUGUGACGUUUCCCUGAGCAUGUAAAUUCCUUGAAAUAAGAAAUUUUAUUUCAAAUGUAAUUGAAGUACCGGUAUUUAUCAUUUUUAUUUUGAAUGUUAAAUGUGGUUAAAAUAACAGGUUUGAUGCCUGAUCAUUCAGUUGCUUAUUUUAGAUUUAAGCUGCCAUUGUCAAACUUUUCAAUAUUAGCUUAAGUGAGGGCCAAUCGUAUAUUUUGUACUCACCAGGGCUGCCUACUCAAUAAAAUUAAAUUUACUGACAAAUAUUCUAAAAUCUUCAACAAUUUUGUGGACAAACUUGAUACCUCACCACUGGCCCGAGCAACAGUAAGAUUUAGCCUAGUGACCACUUUAAUCCAUCCUUUGAAACCAAGUUUUUUUUUUUUUUAACUUUAUUUAUAAAUUGUCACUCAAGAUACAAUAAAUGCACUGACUUUGAUAUUAGCUGCACCAAGAAGCAAAAAAGGAAGAAAACCUGAUCCAUAAUUUUUUAACUUGGUUUACAGUGAUAACUUUAUAUAUGUAUGACCCCUUAACUGUGAUCUCCUUCACUCUGAUUAUCAGUAACAUUAGUUACAAGCAGUUCAUAGAACAGUUAUUUGUGAAAAAUUUUAGAUACCGUAACACUUUACAGGAAAUUCAGAAGGAAAUGAAAUCUGAAUUUAGCACAAAUUGUAUUUAUUGAACUGAAAUAUUUAAUGCAAUUUGUAUAUCAUGGAUUUAUUCCUGAAGCUGGGUCUUAUAUAUUAUAUGUAAUUGUACUAUUUUUGAACAGCCAGCUGGUUUUUAAUCCCAAUCCAUGCUGGCUGAUGUUAUGACUUUUGAGGUUUUUUUUUAAAGUAAGGGUGUAAUUUCUUUAUUAUAAGGAUAGCUGUUUUACUUGGCUAAUAAAACUAUUCCAACCAGCAAUUUACCCACAGCCGUUGUCAACCUUUACAAACAAGAAUUCGCAUUCUUACCACUAUGCCAUAGGGCUGAUUGAAAUAAUGGUGUUUGAGAUUAUGUUGAAGGCUAAGCUCUUCUGUUCAUUAAUUUGUGUAAAGUACUUGUAAAGUUAUUGUAUAUGAUUUUAUAAAAUGUAAUAAUAUUAAUUUCAUUAAUGAGAGAUUUUACUUUGCCUAUAAUUGUUACUAUUUGGUAUAAGAAUAGUACCUGCCUACAAUUGCUGCUAUAUGGUAUAAGAAGAGUACCUCAUAACCCUCUUUCGCAGGGGUGUCAAACUCAAUCGCUCGGCGGGCCAAAACUCAAACCACAUGUAAGGUUGUGGGCCGAACAGGAUCAACUUUCAAUAAGCGGAAAAUUAAUCUUUUUAAAAAAAAAACAAAACAUUUAUAUAAAUGAAAACAGAAAAAAGUUUUAAGAAUUAAAAAUCAUUGGCAUACCCAUUUUCGUUCUUAUGCCAAUUUCUCAGAGCUGCAUGUUUGGCUCAUUUUCUUGGCUACAAAAGUUCGUUGGGAGUAAAGUUCUGUGUCAUUGAGAUUGAUAUUUUCUACCCAUCAUGCUCAAGGUUCGAGCCGCGUGUACACAAAGCUGGGGCAUCUCUUAAGAAUGAAACGAGUGAAUUGUGCAGGCCCCGCAGUGUCAUAGUUUGCAUUUAGUGUUCCAUUACACUGCAGCUCUAUUAGCUCCUUCUGCAAUUUUACAGGUGUAGUUUCCUUGUCUAUGACAAAUAGCUUACGAAACAGCUCGAAAUUACAUUUCAGUGCUUCAAAGUCACUAAAGCCCUGUGCGAACUCAGCCCGAAGUAAGCCAAGUUUUUCAGCAAAUUGUGCAUUGGGAAACACCAUAGUGUUGACGUAGAUAUAAUUGUACGCCGGUCAAGACCACGCGGGCUUUGAGUUUGACACGUGCUCUAUUAUAACCAGUAAGGGUGUGU
Molecule: messenger RNA, 8377 nt
Organism: Lymnaea stagnalis (great pond snail)
Lineage: Eukaryota; Metazoa; Mollusca; Gastropoda; Lymnaeidae
Source: the annotation of a GenBank genome assembly